AUGAUUCCAGACUUGUGUGUGUGUGUGUGUGUGUGUGUGUGUGUAUUACAGCUGGAUAAGAGUGAGGUGUCGACGUUGCCUUUGCCCCCCUCAGUGCCCCAUGGCGGCUCAGAGGGGAACAUCAGCGUGGAGGGGGCGGGGUCUGUGUUGGGGGCGGGAUCAUGGCAGGGGGAGGGCCCAGGGGAGGGGCAGCGAACACGCGCUGCUUUGGAACACCUGCAGCAGAAGAUUCUGAAGAUCACAGAGCAAAUCCGUGUGGAACAGGAGGCGCGCGACAACAACGUGGCCGAGUAUCUGAAACUCGCUCACAACGCCGACAAACAGCAAGCAUCACGCAUCAAACACGUCUUCGAGAAGAAGAACCAGAAAUCUGCACAAACCAUCGCACACCUGCACAAAAAACUCGAACACUACCACAAAAAGCUCAAAGAAAUCGAGCAGAACGGUUUGGCGCGUCAGCCCAAAGACGUUUUGCGGGACAUGCAGCAGGGCCUGAAGGACGUUGGAGCCAAUGUGCGGGCCGGCAUCAGUGGCUUCGGAGGAGGCGUGGUUGAGGGUGUGAGGGGUGGAGUCUCUGCACUCAUACGCAACAAGUUCGGCAGUGCAGACAACAUCACCCACCUGAAGGACAGUUUAGGACCUGGACAUACAGAGGACACGCCCCCUCGUGCACUCAGUGGCAGUGCCACUCUCGUGUCCAGCCCCAAGUAUGGCAGUGACGAUGAGUGCUCCAGUGGUACCUCCGGGUCUGGGGCUGGGAGCAAUUCUGGAGUAGGUGGGGCCAUCUGCAUGGGCAGCCCACGAAUGGAUGGACACCAUCAUCAUCAUCAUCAUCACCAUCAUCACACGUCUGCAUCAUGGGAUGCUCUGCUGGAGGGACUACAGGAGAUCAAAGCCAGUCAAGUGCAGAUGGAGGACGCAAUGGAGGACAUGAAGACACAACUACAGAGUGACUACUCCUACAUGACCCAGUGCCUGCAGGAGGAGAGAUACAGGUACGAGCGUUUGGAGGAGCAGCUAAACGACCUGAGUGAACUCCAUCAAAACGAACUGAGCAACCUGAAACAGGAGCUGGCCAGCAUGGAGGAGAAGGUGGCCUACCAGUCAUAUGAGAGAGCUCGAGACAUACAGGAGGCAGUGGAGUCAUGUCUGACACGUGUCAGUAAGCUGGAGUUGCAGCAGCAGCAGCAGCAGGUGGUGCAGUUGGAGGGUGUGGAGAACGCUAACGCUCGCGCUCUGCUCGGGAAGCUCAUUAGCGUGCUGCUAGCUCUCAUGGCCGUGCUGCUCGUCUUUGUCUCCACGGUGGCCAACUUCAUCACCCCGCUCAUGAAGACCCGCACCCGCAUCGCCUCCUCUGUCGCCUUCACCCUCUUCCUCAUCACGCUCUGGAAGCACUGGGACUGGCUCGAACUCUGCUUCCUGUCUGCCUGAGUCACAUGACCUCAGAGCCCCGCCCCCUGCUGCAGCGUCUGUGAAGAACUGAUGAAGCUCCUCACAUGAACACUGCUUCUACCACACAGUAAGUGGGACACGUCCCAUUUACACCAGAUCUGCUGUGUUUGGUCCAUAUCUGGAGUUCAGCACUAAAACACUCCGAUUUAACGCCUCAGAUUUACAUUCCGUAUUUUUCGGACUAUAAGACGUGUUUUCUUGCCUGCUAUCAUUUUAGAUUUAACCGAAUAUUAGGUUGCAUAUUUAUUUGUGUAUUUACGGUAGGUGUGAUGUUCCAGCAGUUCAAGGAUGGUUAAAGGUUCGGGUUCACUACUUAUACUAAAAACCUUCAGUAGCAGAAAUGAGCAUUAUUGUAGCCGGUGGUCGAACCAUACUGGACCUCCUGGGGUCCCAUAGCAUCGUGCACACUGGACACAGAUCUAAUCUCCACAGCAGAGUGAACAGGAUUGACCUGAUCUGAAUUAUUAACUCAUUUGAGCUUUACGUUUAACUUUAAAUUGUGUUCAGUUGGUCAAAUCUGCAGUAAGGUGGCUAGCGUCUUUCGGCAUGCUAGUUCUACUUUAACACAAUGCAGCGCUGCAUAGAUAUGAAUACCAAGAUAUCGCGUUUGCUAUUGAUCGCUGUUUAGAAGAGCGAGAUCUGCCAUAUUGGCACUCUACACUAUGAACACACAAUUAGAACUGCAGCGUCUAUUAUGUCAUUGAAUAAUUAACUGUGAGAAGAAUCCAGUGUUUUAUUUGGACUUUGGACUGCAAUGAAUAAAGUUUGUUGUACAAAAUAAGCAUUUCCAAGACUGUUAUCAGCAGUAGUGUUUAGUAAUGACGCGAUAUUAUCAGACUUUGUCAAGUUGAAUCUAAGCCUUACGUGUCUAGUAACAGCCUUGUGUCUAAGUGCAUGAUGUCAACAGCUAUAAAGUCUAUACUACUCGUGCACAUGUUCCAGUAACGAUCGUGAUCAACAACAGGUCAAUGACUCUAUACCGCUCCAACAUGGCAGCAUUGCAGCAUGCAGCAUAGGACAAUGCAUCACAGCCAGCCAAUGCAGUAUCCAGGUAUUUGCAGUCAUGUGAAAAAAUAAGUACACCCCUUGGAAAUUGUUUGUUUUUAAAAAAAUAUAUAUAUAUAUAUAUUUGGACAAGCAAACAUCUGAUCCUCUUUGAAACGGUGUCUCUUAAUAAAGUUGACAUACUCUAUCAAAUGACAUAAAAUUUUAGUAAUUUUCCCAAUUUAAAUGAACAAAAAACAGAUCAGUCACAUGGAAAAAGUAAGUACACACCUACAUUUAUCACACUUUUCAAAUCCAUAAAAUUAGAACCUGCUUAGGGUGCAGGUGGAACCGGACUUAUUUAUACCUCUCAUAUCUAGUGUCUGGCGUUCUCUUUGUUAUUGAGGUGUGUGGAGUCAUCAUGCCAACAGCUAAAGAGUUCUGUAAGGUUAAUAAUUUCAUUACAAGAUCUGCUAGUAAGUCGUGAGGUCAUCUGUCAAAAAGUUGAACCAAAAGUGGACCUUUCACUUGAUGAUCCUAAGCACACGAGCAAAUCCGCAGAGGAACGUCUCAGAAAGAAGAAAUGGAGGGUUACGGAACGGCCGAGUCAAAGCCUGGAUUUGAAUCCCAUUGAGAUGUUGUGGGCGGAUGUGAAACGUGCAGAACAUGCAAGAAAACCCUCAAACAUCUUACAGCUGAAAGAAUAUUACAUGGAAGAGUGUUCAGAAAUUCCAGCAGGCCUGGUGGACAAGUAUACAAAAUGCCUACAAGAAGUUAUUUCUGCUAAAGGGGGCAAUACUAGCUUCUGAGGCCAAGGGUGUACUUACUUUUUUUCACAGAAGAAUCACACAUCUAUUGACAUUUCUGUUGAAUAAAUUAUUUAAAAAGCUCAUUUUUCUUGUGGGUUUGUUCAACUACAUCAACUUUAUUAAUAGGCGCCGUUUCAAAGAGGAUCAAAUGUUCACUCGUCCAAAUAUGUCAAAAAAGCCAUCAAUUUCCAUGGCGUGUAUUUAUUAUGACUGUUUAUCCAUGCAGUGCUGAGCUACAGCAACACUAACACUAGGGGGCGCUGAAACACAGUUUAGACCGAGUACCACCAUGAUGUAAAAUAAAUGAAUGCAACUUAUAGUCCAGGAAAUACGGCAGGUGUGUUAGAGACCAUACAGUACCUGAGACAAAUUAGCUUUACACUCUUUCAUCUGACCUUCUGAAAGAGAAGAAAGGAUGAUGAACACACAGAAAGGGCGUCUAUAUAUUUUUUCACCUUUCAACAGGAUUGAAUGUUGUUGCAUGAGAGGAGACAUGUCAGGAUUUUGUGCUAUCUGUGUGUGAAGUGGCGAGGACAGAUUUAAGGUUAAACACUUGACGUUUUCUGCAUUUUGUCUCUUUGUGUUCUGAUAAAGUCUCGGCUUUCAUACUGUGUCGAUAUUGUGGUGACAUACAGACACUAAAUAUGGCCAUGAAGCACCUAAACAGAAUGCAGUGUUAGCUGUAGAGGCUAGCGGGCCACGCAAUGUGUCGAUCAUUAACCCUGCACUUUAGCGCUACCUCUCUAGCAGCAGCUAAACGACUACAAAAUGUGUUAACAAGCAAACUAGUGCUAAGGAAAUUAUUGUAUUCUGUAGUUAAACCCAGUAGCCAUGUUUGCUAGCAAGAUAUCCACUUAACCAGCUGGCAGGACAUCACACUAGCAUAAAUUAACCACUUCUAAUCAUUCCAUAUGUUUGAAUAAAAAUGGCACCGUAUUGUUUUUUUGUUGUGUUGUUGACUUGUGUUGCAAUGUUUAAGCAAAACUUGUUUAAUUGCGUUAGCAGUUGAUUCUAAGUGUAAUUUGCCAACACAUCUGAGGUAAAUGUUGAUGUUCCGGAUAGUUCUGUGUCGUUCAACUCUCACUGUGUCUUUAUAUUUUUCUCUUUUGUCUCAAACACUUGCUUUCUAGCAAAAUUGUUAGCCUCGGUUUUUAGCUAGCUUUUGCUUGAGGACUGCAUUUUCUAGUAGCCUAGUAACAGUUUUGAUCACACCACUACAUUACAUGCAAUAUCUUGGCUAAUAUUUAGAGUACAGAUAAUAAUGUAAUAUUGGAAUCAGCAGAAAGCCGAGACUUUUGACUCCACAGCGAUGGCAGUCAUGUGUUUUCCUGAAUGUUUACGUUUUCAUUCACGUUUACAUCCACCACAAUGAUGAUGCUGCCACCGAGUUCGUCCCGCAUCACGUCAACUGUUUUAUAAAGUUUAUAUUUGUGUCCAUCGAUUACAAAAGAGCCAAACCAUAUUGUAUUUGUCUUUCGCUUUACUGAGAGCACUGCUAAAGGAACGGCCCGGGAGAACUCUCGGUUCCUCAGAGCUCUGAUCAAUAACACUGUCCAUCAUGGCUGUUUUCUAACCGCAGUAUUGUACAGUCACACUUCACCAUCAGCAUGUUCACUCACUUUUCAUAUUUAUACCCUGUUUGCAGAAUUCCACCCAAUACUGCACAGUAUUAUCUUAAUAAACACCUUUACAAACCUG
Messenger RNA from Ictalurus punctatus (channel catfish), 4943 nucleotides. It is a transcript of the gene tmcc2, whose product is annotated as transmembrane and coiled-coil domain family 2. The record is from RefSeq and is a predicted model, not a curated record. The transcript is spliced from 5 exons. Gene Ontology annotation, biological process: amyloid precursor protein metabolic process. Bases 1 to 1431 code for a protein of 476 amino acids. Lineage: Eukaryota; Metazoa; Chordata; Actinopteri; Siluriformes; Ictaluridae. Gene Ontology annotation, cellular component: endomembrane system.